This is a messenger RNA of Colletes gigas, 2382 nucleotides long. RefSeq lists its product as uncharacterized. The record is from RefSeq and is a predicted model, not a curated record. The coding region runs from base 1 to 2145 and encodes 714 amino acids. The transcript has 3 exons. NCBI's taxonomy places the organism in Eukaryota, Metazoa, Arthropoda, Insecta, Hymenoptera, Colletidae.
AUGGCAAUGUCGACGAUGUGGAUCAGAAACAACAUGAUCUUCUCCAGCAACCAAAGCGAUAGGCAAUUAACGGAAGCUGAAUUGAAAGUUAAACGAUCGCUGCAGAAGCUUUCCAUUCCGGACUGGUAUUUGAACAAGCGUUCGAAUCCACCGAAAAUACUCAGCAACAUCGUUCCAGUGGAGUUUCGUCAAUCGUCCUGGAAGAAACUCGGAUCCAGGGAUUCCACGAUCAAUUCGACGUCCACCAAUCUAUCAGAUUCAUUUUCGUGGACAGAGGGGUGCAAGAACAUCGAACCUCCGAACAAGCCUGAAAUGAACACGCCCCCGCGACAACAAAAGUCCCCGGAAGCGAAACACCGGAAAUCACCGACGUCCAAGUCCCCGACCGCCAGAAAAGAGCAACAGUCUUUCGGCACGACGAUCCCGGAAGUGAGGCUACUGUCGAACAGCAAAACGUUCCCGAAAAUGUCGCCAUCGCGAAAACUAGAAAAUAUAAACAUCGUUUUACAUCCUGGACCACCAAUUAACAUUUCCAGCCACUUGGAAAAGGCAAAGGGCACCGAGAAGCCCAGAUUCCGCGGCUCCGCGUCAAAGAAACAACCAACGGACGUCGCGAGCAAGAACAGCAACAACGAUUGUUCGUUCAGGAACAGCGACUCGACAAAAAGGGACGAAACGUCGCGAAAGUCGCCGACGAACGAAUCCAAGAACAGUCCUCGAUCGUCGAAAAUCGCGGACGAGGAUUUGAUAACACCGAAACCGAGAGCGUGUUUCAGAACGCGAGCCACCUCCACUCCCAGAUUCACUCCGGCGAAUCUCUUCUCGUCGACCAUCAUCGAGGAGAGUCCCAGAGAGAAGAAAUCUCCGUCGCGCAGUAUCCUAGAGAAGUCCUCGAUCUUCGAAAGUAAUUCGUCGCCCUCCAAGGCCAAGAAGCGAUUGGAGAAUGCUCGAAGACCGAAGAAGCUGUCCGAAAGUUUGCUCCAGAAGACCUCGAUGUUCGAGGACCUCUCGAGAACGGGACUGUCCAGCGACCUGGAGAUGUCGAGGUUCGGUGGAUCGCACCCGAUUUUUGAGAAGAACGUUAGUUCGAUUGGUUCGAUCCGCUCCGAGAAUAACGGCCCGGCUCUGUUGACUACGAGGUCCUCGAUGGUCCGCGAGCUGGUGAAGAAACUGGAAACGGCUCGUACUCCGGAGAAGACGCCGGUACCGACCUGGAAGGGCAGACGUUCACUUCCGGAGAAGAUGCCCGAUCGCUUCAAGACGCCGGUUCCCGCGCUGAGGAGGACCAGCCUCGGCGGCAGGACCGCGAACUCGGACUUGGAGUCGCCAUUUUCCAAGUUCCUGGUCUCGAAGCGGAAGUCCGUAGACUUGGAGAAAGUGGUGAAGAACAAGCUGGCCGAGGAACAUCCUCGAGACAAGAGCGACGUACGUAGGAUCAUCGAGAUACUGAUGGAGAAGCUGUCGAAACCGUCCGCGCCGUUGCAUUGCGAGGACGCGGAACGGAACCACAACUUCGUGAGGAAGGUGGUGAACGCGCUGGAGAAAGGGGAUCCGUCCAUUCUCGAGGAGAUGACGAUGGGCGAGAGGAGCCGCGAGGACAGCGGAAGUUGCAGCGAAUCGGUCUCGUUGAAGGACACGGACAGCAGCAGCGACUACGACCUCAGGUCGUCGAGCUUUAGAAGCGACAAGACCUUCAACCACGAGUUCAGGACGUCCAGGAAGUUUUCGGAAGCCGAAGAGAUACCGCUCGAGGAGGAGUCCGUGUAUUGGAUACCGGUGACUAGGUGCAAACUACCACGGACCAGCUCGCUGUUGAGCCUGACGUCCAGGUUGUCCUCCAACGGAUACUCGCCUUGCAUCAGCCCUAUAAAAAGCGACAGCGAAUCAGGAUCGCUUCCAUGGUGUUCAACAUUUAAAAGGGCAAACGCUCUGUCCAGAAAGCUGUUCAAGAUCGACGAGACCGUGGUGAUCGACUCGGGAUACUCCGACAGGUCCGACCAGUCACCGGUUCGAUGCUCCACGGCGGACAGCACUUGGUCCGAGUGCACGCAGAUCGAUUCCAGCACGGAGAUCGAAUCCAUUCGAUCGAAGAAAUCUUUCAGACGCAGAUCCAUUCUUGACAACACGUACCGUGUUCGCUGUUAAGUAAGUUGUGUAUCUCUAUCGUGGUCUAAGAUGAUUCAAGAUCUACAACAUUGUAAUCCAUUGUUAGUAAUAGCUAGGACACGAACGUUCGGAAUUGAGAGCUCUAGUACCGCGUGUAGCAUAAUUUUUUAGAUGUUUAUUCUAAUCACGAGUUGCGGAAUGAUACGUUUGGUUAAUCUAGAAAAUACUGAUUACCGUGGCGAGCACCAUUCAAUUCUAUUUUGUUACCUACCAUUA